Messenger RNA from Lates calcarifer (barramundi perch), 7972 nucleotides. RefSeq names its product HEAT repeat containing 5a (gene heatr5a). Gene Ontology annotation, biological process: intracellular protein localization; retrograde transport, endosome to Golgi; endocytosis. Gene Ontology annotation, cellular component: membrane; Golgi apparatus; endocytic vesicle. Lineage: Eukaryota; Metazoa; Chordata; Actinopteri; Centropomidae. The record is from RefSeq and is a predicted model, not a curated record.
GGAUGUGUACUCUGUCUGUUUCCGCUGACUUGACACUCUGCUCGGUUCAGCCGCGGGUUUGUCCGGAGACGUUUACAGCAUCAGAACAAACGGAGAUUAACUUUGUGGACCGACACCUUCCUGUGCGGAUUAACGACUUUCACCGGACUCUCAGCAGGAUUUAGGAGAAUGGCAGCACAGGACAGAAAACUCCCCCUUCACUGAGAGAGGAGGAGGAGGAGGAGGAGGAGGAGGAGGAGGAUGGAGCGAGCUCACAGCCUCCUGCUGAACGAGGAGGUGUGCAGUCAGCUGAGUGAACAUCAGAGAGCAGAGUUCAUCUUUGAAUGGCUGAACCACCUGAAGAAGCUUCUCCCGGCCACAGACAGGGUCCACAUCAGACAGAACCAGCGGCGCCUGGUCGACCAGCUGUCGGCCGUUCUGAUUGGCUCCCCCGGCCCGCCGACCCGCUGGCUGCUGGCCCACUGUCUGGCCCUGCUCUACCGCCUGGGAGACCCCGUACCCUCCAGCUUAUUGGUGGAGAGGUGCAAUGACAUCAUCCGCAGCAAAGACGACUCUCCGUCAGGCCUCCCGACCCGGCUGGCGGCCGUGGCGUGUCUCGGCGCUCUGUACGAGCAGCUCGGCCGGAUGCUCGCCGGCUCCUUCAAAGACACUCUGGCCAACCUGCUGAAGGCCAUGAAGAGCGCUGAGUCUCAGGGUCGGUAUGAGAUCAUGCUGAGCGUGGAGAGGAUCCUGCGAGGUCUGGGCGUCAGCGCCGUGCCGUGUCACCGUGACGUCUACAAGGCGGCGAGAGCGUGUCUGACGGACCGAUCCAUGGCCGUACGCUGCGCCGCCACCAAGUGUCUGCUGGAGCUGCAGAGGGAGGCCGUGUUCCUGUGGACCAGCGAGCUGGAGAACGUGGCCACGCUCUGCUUCAGAGCCUUCGAAGGAUCCAGCUACAACGUCCGAGUGUCUGUGGCCAAACUGCUGGGAACUCUGCUGGCUGCUGCCGCGGAGCCCAGACAACCCAGCGGUCCCAGACAGGGGGGGCGGGGGCGGAGCUCUCUGGAGGAGGUGAUGGAUUUGUUGACGGCGGGGUUCCUGCGGGGCGGGGCGGGUUUCCUCCGAGCCAGCGGAGACAUGUUGAAGGGGACGAGCUCCGUCAGCAAGGACAUCCGCAUCGGAGUCACACAGGCCUGCGUGGUCUUCGUCUCCACCCUGGGAGGCUCCUGGCUGGAGGCGAACUUCCCGGCCUUCCUGUCCCUGCUGAUGGAGCUGGCGUCGCACGGCAGAGCCACGCAGACGCCGGGCGACGCCGCCGUGACCCGCCGCUGCGUCUCCUUCAUCCUGAGGAGCACCCUGGGCUCCCUGCUGGGAGAGAAGGCCCAGACCAACGCCGUCAAACAGCUCUGCCUCGCUGUGGCCUCGCACAAACGAGCCAUCGAUGCGGCUCUGACUGAUGGGAACGUGGAGACCAGAGUGUCGUCUGCAGACGUCUCAGCCAGUCAGCAUGUGCUGGUCUGCUGCCUGCUGGAGCUGGGAGGCCUGGUUCAGGGUCUGGGAUCCACUGCAGCCCCCCUCCUCGCUGACAGCAGCACAGCUCUCCUGGACACGGUGAUCUCCGUCCUCCUCCACCCGGCGCCGUCGGCCCGGCUCGCCGCCGCCUGGUGCCUGCGCUGCGUCGCCGUGGCGAUGCCAUCCCAGCGAUCCCCGCUGCUGGAGCGCUGCGCCGAGCGGCUGGUGGCGCUGAAGUCCUCGCCCGAGGCCGUGGCCGGGUACGGAGCCGCCGUCGCCGCCCUGGUGGCCUCGGUGCAGCGCUGCCCCCUGGGAAUACCACAAACCAAGGGCCAGGUGGUCCUGGGUCUGGCCGAGGACCUGCUCCGCUCAGCGUCUCAGAACAGUCGGAUCUCUCUGCAGAGGACUCAGGCCGGCUGGCUGCUCGUCUCCGCCCUCAUCACUCUGGGUCCUGCUGUGGUGGAGCACCACCUCCCCCGCCUCCUCCUCCUGUGGCGCUGUGUGUUCCCCGCCUCACUGAGGGAGCAGGAGAUGGAGCUGCGACGAGGGGACUACUUCACGUGGCAGGUUACGCUGGAGGGACGUGCGGGGGCGCUCUGCGCCAUGAAGAACCUGCUGCUGCACUGCAGGGAGCUCGUCACCGAUGACAUCAUCAGCCGUCUGCUCACGCCAUUGGCCUGCGCCGUGACGCUCCUCACCAAGUUGCCUUCUCUCCUCAGGUCUUACAGCAGUUCAGUUCGUAGCUGGUCGCUCGUCUACAGACUCAGAGUCUAUGAGCUGCUCGCUCUGCUGCCUCCUCACACCUACCAAGAGAGUUUUGGUUUGGUGAUGAACCAGCUGGUCUCAGAUCUGUCCGGUCAGGACAACCUGAACCAGCCGUGUUCAGACCUCACCCUGCUGCCCCUCUGUCACCGUGACGACCUGCCGCUGGUCGGCCCCGCCCUCCACGACACCGACCACAGAUACAUCGAGGAACAGCUCCAUGGCAGCAGCGUGGGCGGAGGCUCCCUGGACCACGACCCCUUCAGUCUGUGUGACAGCGCCGACGACGCUCCCGCUCCUCUUCCUCCUCCCGUCACUCUGACCGCCGCCGCCGCCCGCCUCUUUGGAGCUCUGUUCCCCCACAUCAUCUCCGCUCAGAGAGUGAAGAUACUGGAGCAGUUUGUGGAGGCAGUGAAUCAGCUGAAGGGUCAGCGGCAGCAGACCGUCCAGACACACGUCUGUGCUGCCCUCUGCAGUCUGCUCAAGCACCAGGGCAGUAUUCGGGGCUCCCUGGGACCAGAUGAGAUCCGCUCCCCGGCGCUGUCCCUCCUGACGGGGGCGCUGGAGAGCAGCAGUGCCCUGCUGCGCUGCCUGGCUGUUGAAGGUCUGGCCCGGCUGGUGCAGGUGGUCGGAGACCCCGGCUUCACCGUCUCUGUCUCGCUGCUCUGCUUCGACAGGCUGAAGACGGCUCGGGACGCGGCCUCUCGCAGCGGCUACGCUCUGGCUCUGGGGGCGCUGCACCGCUACACCGGAGGAAUCGGCUCACCUCAGCACCUGUCCACCUGCCUGGGAGUCCUGUUCACCCUGAGCCAGGACAGCACCUCACCUGAGGUCCAGACCUGGUCUCUCCACAGUCUGUCCCUGGUGGUGGACCUGGCAGGCGGUCUGUAUCGAGCCCACGCCGAACCGUCCUUCGCUCUGGUUCUCCGGCUGCUGCUGUCGGCUCCGCCCACCCACCCGGAGGUUCACUACAGCCUGGGACGCUGCCUGCACGCCCUCAUCACCUGCCUGGGCCCGGACCUGCAGGGUGACGGGGCAGCGGUGUCCGGCCUGCGCUGCAGCUGCCUGGUGGGAUGUGGAGUGAUGCAGGCCAGUCCGGACUGUCUGGUCCAGGCCAGAGCCAUUUCCUGUCUGCAGCAGCUGCACAUGUUCUCACCUCCACACGUCAACCUGGCCAGCCUCGUACCUGCUCUGUGUGCCAACCUGUGCAGCUCGUACCUGUGUCUGCGUCGGGCCGUGGUGGCGUGUCUGCGGCAGCUCGUCCAGCGGGAGGCGCUGGAGGUCUCUGAACACGCUGUGACUCUGGUCAAAGAGCUGCCGAGACGAGACAACACACAACUCGACGUCACUAUAAAGGAAGUGGGUCUGGAGGGAGCUCUGUUCACCAUGUUGGAUCGGGAGUCAGAUCCGGGUCUGAGGCGGGACAUCCAGGAGACUCUGGUCCACAUGAUGACGUCCAGCGCCACCAGUGGGAAGCUGGGACACUGGCUCAAACUCUGCAAAGACGUCCUGUCUGCCAGCACCGACUGUCUGGCUCCGGUGGAGGCGAGUCAGGAGAACGAGGAGGCGGACUCCUCCAGAGACGACGACUCCUCGGCCUUCAGGGCCCGGCAGGAGUCCGGCGGCCCGUUCAUGGCCCUGCGCUGGGCCACGCGCCGCUUCGCCAUGGAGUGCGUGUGUCGCAUCGUGGCUCAGUGUGAAACCGCCGACCCGGCUCACUUCGACAUGGCUCUGGCUCAGGAGCGACGCCUGCACGAGUCCACCGACUUCCUGGUUCUUCACCUGGGCGACCUGGUCCGCAUGGCGUUCAUGGCAGCCACAGAUCACAGUGACCAGCUGAGACUGGCCGGUCUUCAGACCCUGCUGGUCAUCAUCAGGAGGUUCUCAGCCAUCCCUGAACCGGAGUUCCCGGGUCAUGUGAUCCUGGAGCAGUACCAGGCGAAUGUGGGAGCUGCUCUCAGACCAGCCUUCACUGCUGACGCUCCUCCUGACGUCACCUCCAAGGCCUGCCAGGUCUGCAGCGCCUGGAUUGCCAGCGGCGUCGUCAGUGACCUCCGCGACCUCCGGCGCGUCCAUCAGCUCCUGGCCUCCUCGCUGGCUAAAGUCCAGGUCGGGACGGACACGUCCAGCCGGCUGUACAACGAGGCCACGGCUACCAUGGAAACGCUGGCCGUCCUUAAGGCCUGGGCCGAGGUUUACAUCGUAGCCGUUCAGCGGAGCAGACAGAGGGAGAGCCCCGACCUGUCCGUCUCCUCUCCGGCCAAUGACAGCGCAGGCUCGGAGUCGGGAGGGGCGGGCCUCCUGAAGCUGGUCCAAUCAGAUUUGUCGACGCUGAGUCGUCUGUGGUUGGCGGCGCUGCAGGACUACGCCCUGCUGACUCUCCCACAGGAGUACGCACCACAGCUACCUGCAGCAGGAGGCUCCUUCUACACAGCAGAGACGGUGAACCAGGCCCGAGCUCAUUACUCCUCCUCCUGGGCUCCCAUCCUCCACGCCACCUCCCUGUGGCUGCACAGCACAGGUUUCCUGAUGUCCGAUGACUCACCUGCCAACCUGUCCCGACCGGCCACGCCCACCUCCAUGGGACACACAGGCUCUGUGGGCGGAGCCAAGAGCCCGGAGGACGUCAACAGCGACAGACUGCACCUCAUACUGGGGAUCAGCGUAGAGUUCCUGUGUUCUCCACACUCUGACGACCAGAUGGAGAACAUCACGUCGUGUCUGCGAGCUCUGCAGGCGCUGCUCGACGUCUCCUGGCCCCGGGCUAAGAUCGGAAACGACCAGGCUCUGAGUGUGGAGCUGCUCAGCGUCCUCCACAGACUGAUGGUGACCAGAGAGUCGGCGUCCGUUCAGCUCGCCGUCUUGGAUUUACUGCGACAGAUUGUGACGGCGGCUCAGGAGCACGUCAGGGAGAAACGCCACAGCGCAGAAGUGGAUGACGGUGCAGCGGAGAAGGAGACGCUGCCAGAGUUCGGGGAGGGACGGGACACCGGCGGUUUGAUUCCCGGGCGCUCCCUGGUGUUCGGAGCGCUGGAGCUCUGCCUCUGUGUCCUGGUGCGGAAACUCCCACAGCUCAGCCCCAAACUGGCCGGAACCAGUCCAACUGGUCCUGGAGGUUCGGUGUGGAGUCUGAGUGACAGCGACUGUCGACUGGUGGCGUCCGCUCUGUGUGUCCUGUCCGAGCUGCCGUCCGUCUGCUCCCCUGAAGGCAGCGUGUCCAUCCUCCCCACUGUCCUCUACCUGCUGCUGGGAGUCCUCAGAGAGCUGGUCCACCAGCCCAGCACACACACUGGUGCUGUGGCGGCAGGUCCAGGGGGCGGGGCUGGUCUGGCUGUGGUGGUCCAGGCGGCUCUCCAGGCUCUGAAGUCCGUCCUGACGUCUCCGAUGAGUCGACAGGAGAAGAGUCGAGGAGCCUGGAACCUGCUGCUGAGAUCGGCUCUGAACACACUGCUGGGACUCUGGGACUCCGGGGCCUCUGGUUGUGUUGUGGAUCAGAUCAGCCUCCUCACGGCUCUGACCGUGUUCCUGCUGUCUGCUGGUCCUGACGUCUGCACCGUGGAGCCUCUGCACGCGCUCUGUCUGCAGCGCUUCACCGCCAGCAUGGACGCCAAAGACCCGCUGGUUGUGAGUCGGUGUUAUCAGCUGCUGACGUCCGUGUUUCAGGCUCAGCCCGGCGUAGCCGUCCCGUACAUCCAGGCCCUCGGUCCACCGCUGGUCCGGUUCCUCCAGAGGGUGGAGAGGAGUCGACCUCAGAGUCCAGAGGAGCUGCUGGGAGUCCUGGAAGGAGUCCGAGCCAUGGAGGCUCUGGUCCAGGCUGCUGACGAGUCACAGCGUCCUCAGCUGGCGGCCAUCUUGCUCCCGCUCCUCAUCUCCUUCCUCCUGGAUGAGAACGCCCUCGGCUCUGCCCCCCCGGCGUCCCGGUCUCUCCACGAGGCGGCGCUCAAAGACCUGAUGCGUCUCGGGCCUCAGCACUCAGGCGUCUUCAGGUCUCUCAUCGCCUCGUCUCCUCACCUCAAGUCUCGUCUGGAAGCCGCCGUCAAAGGAAACCAGGAGAGUCUGAACGCUAAAGCUAGCAGCGCUAACCCAGCCGCCCGCAGCGGCGCCAAGUCGUCACCCAGCAUCACCCUGAAAACCAACUUCCUGUGAGACGACUGACCACAGAUCAGCAGCACGGAGGUUCAUCACUACAGCCACCGACACUCUGUGCUGCGUUCACUGUCCCCCGGGACAAAGGGUAACAUGAAGCAUGAGGUUACUGUGGCUGCAGAAUAUUAUCACAUCACUUCCUCUUUCACAGGAAGUGAGAGGAUCUUUUGUUGUUGAGUCUUAAACUUCCAGACGCUCUGUAAACGCUGCACGUCACUACUUUAUAUCAUUUCCAUUUACUGUCUCAGUUUUAUCCCUUCACCCCCCCCGCACAGACUCACAGUGAUGAGCUGAUGAUCGACAGCUGCAGAUUCAUUUCCAGCAGAUACUGAAACCAGCAGGCAUCAGAUUUACAGGUGAUGGGAUAAAGCUGAAAACAGACAUGUUCUCUAUCAGUUUCUUUUAUCUCCUCUUUUUACACAACGUUCAGAGAAACUUUGGUUUUAUCAGCCGAGUGAACAGACCUGAGUCAAACAGCUGUGACACAUCAGGGUCAAAGUUUAACAAAGAUUUUAACAGCUGAGUCCUUUAACACUGAAGUGGACGUGUGGAGGUUUUUAGUUUAGAGACUGAAGUUGAAGUGUUAGUUUGGAGAAGACUCCGUUGACUCUGGCUGGUUUCAGACCUGCUGCCGUCUCCAUGUUUCUGUCUCCUGCAGCGACAUCUAGUGGUUCAGUCCCGACACAUCUCCUCCUGUUGAACUGACAGAGACUUCAUGGUGUCGUCUGUUUGCAGCCACAUCACUGUGGUUUUUAUUUUACACAGUUUGAGCUCUGAACAAAAACACCUGGAUCCACAUCAGGUGAAACAUCGACAUCAGGUGACACUGUCAAACUUUAAAAAUAUUUAAUGAUGGUAUUUUAGCUGCAGGUCACAGAUCAGUUCUCCACCUGCUGAAAACCGGGUGUGUGUGUUUAUUUUAUCCCCCAGGAGGCCCCGGGCGGGCGGGUGGUUGAGCAGCAGCAGUAACAGGUCUCUGCUGUUUGAUCAGGUCUGUCACUCGAGGCUUUUAUUUUGAAAUACGUGUCAUUUUGAUGUAGAACCUGCAGCAGAAUAAGCUGCUUUUCCUGUGUCACUAACGUUAAAUGGAGGCCAGGGGUCAAAGGUCAGGACACAGUAACAGCUGACUCAUCCUUUGACCCAUGUCAAUAACAGAGAAGAAGAAGAGAUGAUUUUAUUUUUGUAGUAGAAGACAAAUCACAUGGAACAAGCUGAGGAGUUUAAUGGAGGUACGGCAGCCUGUGAGGGACAGUUCAGCUUCUGUCAGCACUUUAGUUUAACAACACUACAGCGUCUGAUUAUCUGACACGUUGUGUUUGAUCAGUGUAAAGGAUGUUGAAGUUCAGUCGAAGGACUUUUAUUGUCUAAAUGUGAAUCUUGGUAUCACUUCCUGUAACGUCUCAGAACACUAAAGAUUUACCUGCAAUAACACGAACCAGGUGAGCUUCAGUCUUCCAGCUUCAGCCGCUUCUCUCUGCUUCACCUGGCCGUCUGUGCAGGUGUGAACUGAAUGAAUGAGUUAACUUGUUGUUUUCUAACGGCAGCGAAUGAAUAAAACACGUCUUUCUUCUAA